AGAUUUCCUCUUUUAUUUUUUUUAUUUUUUCUGUCUUUUGCUUUCGGUUUCAGGGAUCGUUUGGGGUUCAGGGCGUACGUUACGUCUCGUUCUUCUCAUUCCUUUCUACGUUGUCGUUAUACUUCUCCUCCUCUCCCCCUGCUAAUCUGCCAUCAGGAAUACCUGGCGUCCUCUUCUUUUCAUUCUACCGAUGUUCUGAUGAAAACUGCAAGAUUCCCUUUGAGGUCCAGCCCGUACGAUCUCGUUGCUCUGGAUAGUUUUCUAUUAUAUGUUUCUUAUUUUGUUCUUUUGAAUUCUGAAUUCUUGAAACUAGAUGAGCUUGAAGUUAACAGCUCGAAUUUUGAUUUCCAUGGAGUAGAAAGCCGUGCUUCUUUGGCCUUCUCUCUCCUGCCAGCUGUGGAGCUGUGCACUUGUUUUGUUCAUGAUAGCUGAACUAUCUGACUGAGGAAAGUGCAGCCUUUAAAAGCCUUUGUUACUGCAAAGAUUCCUUUUGAUGGUAAUCAUGGAUUUGUAAUCCUCUCCAUCCAAUUGGAAUAGUGCAUCUGCUUUUAUGUUUACCUCCUGUUGGCUGCUACUAUACCACAUUCUACUUUUUCAUCUUGCCUGGUGUUGCUCAGUCCCCAUCGUAUCUUUUCGUCGGACGUGCCAUUCUCCUUUUCUUUUGGUUUUAAAUAGAACAGGGCCAUGAACUGUACUCUCCUUGCAUCAAAUUGGGCCUACUAAUGCCUGCAAAAAUCCAGCCUUUGCAUGUGUGUGUUGAUGUUUUCCUGGAAGGACAGCAUCUUGCUACAGUGUACAGUAAAUUAGUAAGCUCGUCUGACCUUAUAUGGCCCAUACCCACAGUUUCAAAUUUAAGGGUUCAAUACUGAGGGCUUUGCAAGAGAGCAUUAUAUGCUUUGCUGCACUAGGUUGUUCGCUCGCCAGUUUCUUACCAGCUACCUGUAAUUCUAUUGUGAUUUAAUUGGCUACAUCAGCUUUUGGAUCACGGGUACAAGGUUGGUUUUGUAAUGUUCCAUACUCGCUGUUCCAUUUGAAUGAAUUUCUUGUCAUAACUGUCUUUUCAGGAUUCAUCAAUGUUGUUAUCCUCUGAGGCUUCCUUUGUAAUAAGAAGGCAGUGAUCAAUUUGUUUGACCUGAGUACCGGGAUGACCAGCAAAAAUGUGCUAACUGAUAGAACUCACAGAGAUGCUUGCAUCUUUCAGGCUCUCGAGUUCAUAAAAGCCGGCAAGAUGUCAAUAGAACUGUUGAUCCCAAAAUAGGUUGUGUAGAGGACAAAUUAGUAGUAGCUAGUACUAGGAAUUCUUCAAGCAACAAAUCAACCAUAUCUCCAAUGAACAGAUUAGUAGCAAUGGAGAUGUCCAAAGGAGUGGAAUCAAAGAGGAAGCCACCUAGUGUCGUUGCCAGACUAAUGGGGCUUGAUGAUGAUCUACCUGCUAAAGAACCAGCAUUACAAUCUUCUAGAAGAAAUUUGCGGAGAAGUCAUUCACUUGAUAAUUUGGCAGCAACAAACAGGCCCCAACAACAGCAAGAGCAGCAUUACAGCAGGACAACACCAAACAUACACAUAGGCCCCAAAGAGACAGUUGAAUUUAAGGAUGUGUACGAAGUCUCUGAAGAUCCAUUAAAGAGACAUCAUAUUCUGGGGCAAAAUUUUCCUUGGGAAAGAUCUUCUGGGAACAAGAGUGACACUAGGAUCGAAGCUGUUCGACAGAAGUUCAUGGAAGCAAAACGCCUUGCCACAAAUGAGAAUCUCAUCCAUUCAAAGCAGUUUCAAGAAGCUCUUGAGGUUCUAAGUUCAAACAGGGAGUUGUUUCUGAAGUUUCUUGAAGAACCAAGCCCUGCUUUCUUGAAGCAGCUCGAUGGACUUGACACAACGCCUGCACCGCCUCCGACGAAGCGUAUUACAGUGUUGAAGCCAAUCAAAUCUGUUGAGAACAAUGGAAUAAGAGAAACCAGAACACACCAAGUUAUUAAUGAAGAAAAUGAACUUGUGAUGGGAAAGACUCACCAGAGAUCUUACUCAGCAGAUGACAACUUCUCCAAGUCAACUAGGAUAGUGGUCCUAAAGCCUAGCCCUGGGAAGCCUAAUAGAACAGGAGCCAGGCUAACUGCCCGAGCAGCUCCAUCUGAACAAACUCGGCGGAUCGACUUCCAUGGAGGUUUACAAGAUGAUGCAUCCAUCCUAGGAUCUAGGGAAUUACUGCAUGGUUCGGUUCAGCACAUGCCAGAGAGUCGUCAUCGGCGGGACGAAUCCCUGAUAUCAUCCACAUAUUCAAAUGGGUAUGGUGGAGAUGAAAGCUCUUUCAGUGGGUCAGAAGUUGACUACAUUGAUGAAGGAGGUAGCCCAAGUGACUCAGAUGCAGUCAGUCCAAUGUCGCGACAUUCAUGGGAUUACAUCAGAAGACACAACAGUCCUCACUCAGCCUCUACUUUUAGCAGGGCCCAUUCACAUUCACCUGAGUCAUCUGUGAUCAGGGAAGCCAAAAAACGGCUUUCAGAGAGAUGGGCAAUGGUAUCAUACAAUGAGAUCAAUCAAGAACAAGUACCUUUGCGAAGGAGCUCAACCACCUUGGGUGAGAUGCUCUCCCUUCAAGUAGCUAAGAAAGAAGAAGCUGUUGCUGGGAUAAUUUCUGUUUCAAGCAACCGGUCAAGUGGCACAGAAAAUGAGUUGGCCAUGAAAGAUGCAUGCAAAUCUACUUUAAGAGAGUACGAUGAAAAUGGGAAGAGCUCUCCAAGGAAUUUAGCAAAAUCAAAAUCUGUCCCAGUGUCUUCAUCUAUAUUUGACAACGUAGCAGUGAAUGCUCAAUCUGCAAAUUCUGAAGGGACUCCGAAGGUGUUUACAAAGUCAGGUAGAGCAAAAUUAUCUUUCACGGGGAAAAUAUCAAGUUUUUUCUUCCCAGGCAAUAAAAGGCCAACAAAAGAGAAAACUUCCCUCUCAUCUGAUAGCUCAGGCGAGAUAUUUGGAUGUAUCGGGCACAUGGUGCCGCAGUCUGAUCACAAUCUUGGUCCUGAUGAACAAAUGGCUUUUUGCAAGGAUGAAGCUGAUAAUUCCACCAAUCAUGCUCCCUGUUCUACAAAACAGGAUGCUGGUUCCAUAGAAGUACCUGUAUCUUCUGACUGUGUAAGUGGAGAUGUUGAUGAAGUAAAAUCAAAUGGUGAUCUAAAAUCUAUCCACGAUGAGACUAGUCCUACUUCAAUUCUUGACACGGUUUUUGAAGAUAGCAACAGUAAUGAACCUGAAUCUUCAAGAAGAACUUCCUGCACCGAGAGGGUUGCCUUACGAUGCCCUGCUAUCGAUUCUGUUGCCCGCUCAUUUUCAUGGGAAGAUACCAACUCAGGUUCUCCGUUGCUAGGUGGCCUAAAGCAUUCCAAUGUAGAUGAUGCCGAUUAUGAUGAUGAUGAACUAAAAUGUUACUCUCUUGUACAAGAGAUAGUAUCAUCUGCUGGAUUAUGCCAUCUGCAGUUAAGUAUGGUCUUCACAGGGUGGUACCUGCCUGAAUCCCCCCUUGAUCCUGCAUUGUGUGACAAGUUCUUGGAUCGCAAGGAGGAGGAUGCUAAAUCGAGGGAGCGAAGGUCACACCAAAAGCUCAUUUUCGAUUGUGUAAAUAUGGCCUUGGUUGAGAUUGGCCAGGAUACGUUACUAUGCAGCUAUCCAUGGAGUAGAGCAUGCUUAAGAACAUGGAGGGAGAAACUAUCUGAAACCUUGGGUGAAGAAGUAUGGAACAUCGUGAGCGAUUGGCUUUAUGGAGAUGGGAGCUUUGCGGCAAACAAGGACGACAAUGCUGGAAUAAUCUUGGAAAGAAUUAUGCAGGAGGAGGUGGAAGGGAAGGGUUGGAUUAAGCUAUUGACAAUGGAAACAGAUGAGAUCACUGAGCAGAUUGCCAGUGAAGUGUUGGAGGACAUUGUCACAGAUUCUGUGGAGCAUCUGUCAAUUUGUUGUUCAGAGCAUGGCAUUUCAAUGCCAGUAGCAAAUCUGUAGGAAGCAAUUUCUUUCAUAUGAGCACUUGCCUUGAAUUUUGUUGUGCUGAAAGAAUUCCUCAGCAGCUUCAUAGAUUGUAUAUAAGUCCAUGUAGUUGCUUACUCUUGCUUCUGCUUAUACCUACAGCUCAGAUUGGCCAAAAUCGUGCAGUUCUUUACUCUGUAGAUGUCCUACUGGUCAAAUUGGGUUAGUCAGAAGUCUAACAAUAGCAUAUGGUGUCAGUAGUAUUGUAGCUUUUUGGGAAGCGAAAUACUAACUUUUAGUGGCCGUGUGUGUUUGACUUUGAGGUGCAGCAGAACACUGCUCCAUAUGACCAUAUGCUGCAAAGAGUAUUAUAUAAUGCAUUCCGGCGCCAGUUGGCAGCAUCCUGGUGUCUUGA
Molecule: messenger RNA, 4357 nt
Organism: Oryza sativa Japonica Group (Japanese rice)
Lineage: Eukaryota; Viridiplantae; Streptophyta; Magnoliopsida; Poales; Poaceae
Source: RefSeq, a predicted model, not a curated record